GACCAUCCGCCUGGGGAGUCACGUGAGGCCGUCGGAGUCAACAUGGCUGCGCCCGGCCGGCUGUUGGCGCCUCUGCUCCCGCUCCUGGCCUGCCUGGCCUCCUCCUCCUCCUCGGCCUCUCCUCCUUCCGGGCUGUGCGGCGGGGACUGCUGCUCGGGGGAGGCCCGGGAGAGCUCCCCGGUGUGGGCCUUCUGCGCCGGGAGGGCGGGCGCGGCGCUGCGGGGAAGGUGCUGCCUCCUCCUCCGGGACCGGGACCAGGCCCAAGCGGAGCGCCUCCUCGGGCUGGACCUGGGGAACUGCUCGCUCCGUACGCUCUGCUCCAGCUUCAGGGAGGCCAGCACCGCCAUCGUCAUCGAUCUGAGUGACAACCCGUUGGAAUCCCUCCCAGGAGAGGCCUUUCGUGGAUUUUCUCACUUGGAGACCUUGGUCCUUCCUGGGAGGCUGGACUGCCCCGGGGGCAGCGACGGAUGGAACAGCACCUCCUUCCAAGAGGGCAGCCGGGUCUGCCAAGGCCAGAGGAACCCCUGCAAUAGCUCCACCGGAAUGGGUUGGCUCUGCCCCGAGGACUCCCUGUGUGCCCCGGAUGGGCCUGGCCUGCCCCAGUGCCUCUGUGCAAGCCCCUUCCACGGCUACAAGUGCCUGCGCCAGGGCUCCUUUCCGUACUUGCUCUUCUUUGGCUCUCUGGGGGCCGUGACGACCGCCCUCUCCGUCCUGCUCUGGACCACUCAGCGGCGGAAGGCCAAGACCUCCUAGGCCGGAAUGACCCCCAACCAACUCCAAGCAGAUGAGGAUGAUGAUGAGGAUGAUGAAGAAGCAGCAAAGGAGAGGAGGCUUUGUUACGUGGCCCUUGCCUUAAGUCUCCCCAGGCAAUUUGGGGAGGAUUCCUUGGACCUGGACUGGGACAGCCAAGCAGGGGACUUUGCAACAACCACCACAACAACAACAACAACAACAACAACAACAACCAGGAUCCAGACUUAUGGGGCUGGACUUGAUUCCUACCCCAAUUGGGUGAGGUCUGCCUCUUGCAGGACAUUGGCUUUGACUAAUAAUAAAGGGGCUCGUAAUGAACUGGUGCUAUUGGGGUGCAAAUUGGGAUGCUCCCCGUUUGGGCCUGGUCCACCGACUUCCAGAACUGGAGGGACUUCCUGCUGCAGGAUUUGUUCUAUCUAUUUGAAUUUGUGGAGCGAGACCCAAACAGUUUGCAAUAAUGUAAAAGGAAAUGAAGGGCAAGGCAUUCGUUUACAAGAAAUGAGAAGGAAUUACGCAAUUGAUAAUAAUAACAAUAAUAAU
Anolis sagrei ordinatus is the source of this 1293-nucleotide messenger RNA. Lineage: Eukaryota; Metazoa; Chordata; Lepidosauria; Squamata; Anolidae. The record is from RefSeq and is a predicted model, not a curated record.